Molecule: messenger RNA, 7362 nt
Organism: Daktulosphaira vitifoliae (grape phylloxera)
Lineage: Eukaryota; Metazoa; Arthropoda; Insecta; Hemiptera; Phylloxeridae
Product: probable chitinase 10
Exons: 36
Coding region: 151-7101 (2316 amino acids)
Biological process (GO): chitin catabolic process; carbohydrate metabolic process
Cellular component (GO): extracellular region
Molecular function (GO): chitin binding; chitinase activity
Source: RefSeq, a predicted model, not a curated record
AAGAAUAGCGCUUACCCUUUCCAAACUGCGACCUUCGACCACAUCAAUAUGGACGUCCCCCUAACAGCAUACGGGGUGAAGAUCGUCGGUCAUCGCUGAAAACGUGUACUUAGCGUGUCAUUCCACCGCAGUCUAUCUCGUUCGCUAGACAUGUUGCAACGAGUCAAUCAGCACCACUGCCGUCUCCGUCACCGUCGGCAUAAACAUUUGAGGAUCAUUACAGCCAUAAAUAUGCUAACUACGUUGUUAACCGUUAUCUUUUUGUCUGUUCCAUCACGAGGCCAGCCAUUUUUUAGCGAUUUUAACGUUCAAAAAGAUGGGUAUUCUAGUAACUUGCCAUCCAGGGCUGCAGUUGAACGAAUACCAGACUUUUUUGAUAGGUAUAAAGCUCAUAGUCCUAUAAGAGAUGCCGUAGAAAAGUUACCGUCAAAGUUUAGCACUUCGGGGGUCGCGAGAUAUCGAUCAUCAUCUGAAGGUGAUAAUGUUAUAUGUCACGUAGAUGUUACACAAUACUUCAUGAAUAAAAUUCCUCAAAAGUUAGAACGCAUAAUCCUAUCGUCCUGUACACAUAUAUUGUAUAGUUCUGAAAGUAUAAAUUUCGAUAAUAUAGCAAACCAUCGUUUUAGCAGUCAGUCUAAUGGUACACUAGCAUCAGUAUUGCGCUUAAAAAAAAAAAAUCCUUCGAUACGUGUUUUGUUAUACGUCAAUGAUAUUACACCAGAGAGUAUAUCGGUGGCCCGAAGAGAUUUCAUUAUUUCUGCAAACGAUAUGUUGAAGACAAAUGGUUUCGAUGGUAUAGUUUUAACUGAAGUUCUACCGAGAUCAACGAAUGAACUAUUUAUCGACCAUUCAGCAAAAGAAGAAUUUCCAUUAUUAGUAGAAGAGUUGGCAAGUGUUCUAAAAACUAAAGGAUACUUGUUGGGUCUAGUUGUUGGACCUUACGAUCAUAUUGUGAAUAAUUACGAUACUGCAAGAAUAAUUCCCAACAUAGAUUUAUUUAUACUAAAAAGUUUUGAUUUCCGUAAAGAUGGCGAUGAAAUAAUUAGCCACCAUUCGCCAUUAUACAGUUCGGUUGAAAUAGAUCCGUCUUCGAAGUAUCGCAAUGUUGAUCACAUGGUAAAGUACUGGUUGCACAAAGGUGUUGCGCCUAACCAAUUGAUAGUUGGUAUAGCUUUUUUUGGGAGAAGUUUCACAUUAGCUGAUCCUAAAAACUAUCAACCUGGAUCUCGUUCCAUAGGUAACGGUUAUGCUGGUCAAUGGACUAGAACUCCAGGAUUUUUAUCUUUUUAUGAAAUAUGUGAGCGUAUGAAACGAGACGAUUGGGAACAAUAUUCAGAUAUUAUGGGAUCACCAUUUCUUGUAAGAGAUGACCAAUGGAUCAGUUAUGAAAACUCUAAUAGUUUGAUUAGAAAAUUAGGAUAUGUAGAAAAACAGGGUCUAAGAGGUGUCAUGUUAUGGUCAAUAGAUUCAGAUGAUUUUAAUGGGGUUUGUGGAUCAACAUGGCCACUUAUAAAAACAAUAUCAAAUUUUAAAAAUGAAGGAUUAGAUGAUCAUGAAACAGAGCUACGCGAAGCGCCAAACGACAUCUCGAAAAAAAAAGUUGUUUGUUACUAUGCUAGUUGGUCAUGGUAUCGAUAUUCAGAUGGAAAGUUUAGCCCGGAGUAUAUCAAGAAAGAUCUUUGCACGCAUGUAAUUUAUGCAUUUGCUUCAUUGGAACCAAAUGACUUAAUAAUGGUAGCUGGUGACGAGUGGGAAGAUAUUGAAAACAAAAUAUAUCAACGAUUUAUUUCAAGAGUAAAAUCGGAAAACACCAAAAUUAUGGUAUCUUUAGGAGGAUGGACUGACUCAUAUGGUGAUAAGUAUUCAAAACUUGUGAGCAGUGGGAUAGCUAGAAGAAAAUUUGUAAACUCCGCCGUAGCUUAUCUGAGAAAGUAUGGAUUUGAUGGUCUUCAUCUAGACUGGAAUUAUCCGGUUUGUUGGCAAGCUGAUUGUUCUUUAGGUCCACUUACAGAUAAAAUAAAUUUCGUCAAGUUAAUACAAGAUUUAAAAACAGAAUUAAAGAAACAAAAUCCACCAUUAGAGUUGUCCUCAUCAAUAUCUGGUUAUGAUGAAAUUAUCAAAGAAGCUUAUGAUUUUCCUAUUUUGAGUCAACAUUUGGACUUCAUGACAAUAAUGACAUAUGAUUUUCAUGGUUCAUGGGAAAAUAUAACAGGUCAUGUAAGUCCAGGUUACUACAAAAAAGGAGAUGAAUUUCCUAAAUAUAAUAUGGAUUCGGCUGUUAAGUUAAUCCAAAGAUUAGGUGCAGAUCCAAACAAGAUUGUUGUUGGUUUACCUCUUUAUGGACAGUCAUAUACUCUGGCUUCAAACUCUGAACAUGGGCUUGGAGACCCAAUUAAAGGAGCAGGUAUUCCAGGAGAAUAUACUCAACAACCAGGAAUGUUAGCAUAUUAUGAAAUAUGUAAUAGAGUUAACAAUGAAAAUUGGGAAGUUUCAAGAGACAAAAAAAGUGGAUUGGAUCCAUAUGCUUAUCAUGGAAAUCAAUGGGUUAGUUAUGAAGACGAAAUAUCUAUAAGAAUAAAAUCUGAAUAUAUUUUGAAAGAAAAUCUUGGAGGUGCUAUGGUUUGGACUAUUGACCUAGACGACUUUAAUAACAGAUGCUGCAAAGGAGCUUACCCCCUUUUAACAAAAGUUAAUGAAGUUUUUAAUAGAAUUUCAAUAAAAAACUCAAAUGUCAGUUGUAACAAACCUAACUAUCCAGUUACACCUGCAAAUCCAGUUCUCAUUACUACUGAAGAAGGCGAAGGAGGAUGGGAAUAUCAAGUUUCAACGACUUCAACAACUUUUUCGCCGCCAUCAACAGAAUAUAUUAGUAAACCAUCAUAUCAAACAACAACUACGCCAGAACCUGAAGUUUCAACUCCGUCCUUUUUAGUUAAUCAGACAACAGAAAAUCAACAAUUACUAAUACAAUCAACUAAUAGACCUCCAGCGAGACCUUGGUGGUCUGAGUAUCCUACAACUAGGCCUGGACAACAAGGGCAACAACAAAAUCCAAGAACAUGUGUAGAAGGAUCAUUUAAACCAUCGAGGGAGAGCUGCCAAAAUUAUUUUAAAUGUAAAAAUGGAAAAUAUAGACGACAUUCUUGUAAACAAGGACUUCUAUGGAAUAGAUAUACUAACAAGUGUGAUCUAUCUGAAAUUGUAAAUUGUAACAACUCUGGCAAACCCAUUGUUGAUGAUUUAUUAACAAUGCCAGAAAAAUCAACUUCUACAUCAACUAAUGUUUAUAGACCACCUACAAUACCAACAACUGAAAAUAGUAAAGUAUGUAUAGAAGGCGAAAAAGUAGCUAUAAUCGAUGACUGCACAUCUUACUAUUUAUGUUCAUAUGGUAUCUAUAUAAAACAAAAUUGUGCUCCGGGUUUGGCGUGGAAUGACCAAGUAAAACUAUGUGAUUGGAAAGAAAAUGUAUACUGCGACAAUAAACGUUCUGAAAAUAGACUUUUACAAAGAUACAGUAUAAAUAAUCCAAAUAAUAUAGACAUGAUAUCAUUUCAAAAGUUACCCAAUCAAAUAUUUGUUAUAAAAUCAUCGAAUUACAUUGAAUGUCAAGAUGGUCAAUUCUCUCCUCAUCCAGGAGAUUGUAACAAAUACUUACAAUGUUUAUGGGGAAAAUAUAAUACGAACUCUUGCCCAACUGGACUUUACUGGAACGCUAGACUCAAUGUAUGCGAUUGGCCUUAUAACUCUGGAUGUUCUAUAACACAACAAAUCAGUAAUUAUCCGACUAAUGUACCACUGUAUCCUUAUGAAAUACAAACAAUUCGGCCUACUUCAAAACCAAUAUCAAGACCCACAAUUUCAACCUCCAGUACUUCUAUUCAAAAUUGGUGGCAGCCUUCUACUACCAAUAUAAUACAUACUGAAGACCCAUGGGCUUGGAAGCCUGAAUUAACGACUGAAAAUCCAGGUUGGUGGAAACCUGAACCAUCAACUACUCAACGUCCAUUUGAAUGGCAACCUGAAUUGACGACUGAAAACCCAGGUUGGUGGAAACCUGAAACAUCAACUACUCAACAUCCAUUUGAAUGGCAACCAGAAACCACCGAAAAACCAUUUGAAUGGAAGCCAGCCACUACUACAGAAAAUCCAUGGGAAUGGAAGCCAACUACAACUACAGCAGCUACUCUGCCGACAAAAAAACCUGAUUAUCAAUUAACAGAAAAAUAUAAAGUUGUAUGUUAUUUUACUAAUUGGGCAUGGUAUCGACCUUCUCCUGGAAAAUUUUUCCCCGAAGAUACUGAUCCAAAUUUAUGCACACACGUUAUUUAUGGAUUUGCUACAUUAGAUUACACUGAACUUACCAUAAGAGUAUAUGAUUCGUGGGCAGAUAUCGAUAAUGCUUUUUAUGAGCGCCUGGUAGCUUUGAAAAAACGUGGUGUUAAGGUUUCAAUUGGUCUAGGAGGUUGGAACGACUCAGCUGGAGAUAAAUAUAGUCGUAUGGUAAACAGUCGAGCAAGUCGUAAAAAGUUUAUUAGCAGUAUACUAAAUUUCAUACAAAAAUAUGGAUUCCAAGGUUUAGAUCUCGAUUGGGAAUAUCCAAAAUGUUGGCAGACAAAUUGCAACCAAGGACCUGAUUCAGAUAAACAAGCAUUUUCAAAUUUAGUAAUAGAACUCAGACAAGCUUUUAAACCGUUUGGCUACCUGUUAUCGGCUGCUGUUUCACCUAGUAAAACUGUUAUUAAUGCAGGGUAUGAUGUUCCUAGUUUGAGCCAGUAUUUGGAUUGGAUUGGUGUUAUGGCAUAUGAUUACCAUGGUCAAUGGGAUAAGAAAACUGGACAUAUUGCACCAAUUUAUUAUCAUCCUAAUGAUGAUAUAAGUUAUUUUAAUAUUAAUUAUACAAUUAACUACUGGAUUUCGAAAGGAGCCAAUAGUAGAAAAAUUGUCUUAGGUGUACCAUUAUACGGUCAAUCGUUUACCCUUUCCGAUCCUAAUAAUCAUGGAUUAAAUGCUCCAGCGUCUGCUGGUGGAGAAGCAGGGCAGUUUACACGAUCUGCCGGAUUUUUAGCUUACUAUGAGAUUUGUAUUAAACUUGCAAGUGGACAAUGGAAUAUUGUUCAUGAUCCUAAAAGAAGAAUGGGGCCAUAUGCUUAUAAUGGUAACCAAUGGGUUGGAUAUGAUGAUAUUUGGUCCAUUAGACAAAAGUCAGAGUAUGUAAAAUCAAUGAACUUGGGCGGUGCAAUGAUAUGGGCAUUGGAUUUAGAUGAUUUUCGUAAUAUUUGUGGUCAAGGGCAUUAUCCUUUGCUCACAACUAUUGUCAAAACAUUGGGACAGAGAAGAGAUAAUUAUCCUAGUACAUCUCCAAUGACUCCAGAUAAUGGUUCUUUGCCGUUAAUUACUGGAGCCUAUCCAAGCAUUGAAACAUCAACAGAAGAAUUGGUUUCAACUAAACCGCCAUUUACUCGUCCGACACCUCCAUCUUGGGUAACGUCCUCCACAAAACCAAUUUCUAAUCCUCCAACUCUCCCAACCAGACCAACGCGACCAACUCCACCUACAUGGCCAACACCCCCUAUUCGACCAACUCCACCUACAUGGCCAACACCCCCUACUCGACCAACUCCGCCUACAUGGCCAACACCCCCUACUCGACCAACUAAUACCACACCAAUUACAUCAACAAAUCUUUCAGCACCUGAAUAUUUCAAGGUUGUUUGUUAUUUUACAAAUUGGGCAUGGUAUAGACAAGGUGGUGGUCGAUAUUUACCCAGUGAUAUUGAUCCUUCAUUAUGCACACAUAUUGUAUAUGGGUUUGCAAUCCUCGAUAACGAUGAAUUAAUUAUCAAGGCACACGAUCCUUGGGCAGAUUAUGAUAAUUUCUUUUACCAAAAAGUGACAGAAUUAAAAAAAUUCGGUGCUAAAAUACUAUUGGCUAUUGGUGGCUGGAAUGAUUCAGCAGGAAGUAAAUACAGUAAAUUAGUUAACAGUCAAUUCGCUCGCAGUAAGUUUAUUAGGCAUGUUGUAUCUUUCCUAAAACAGAAUAAUUUUGAUGGUUUGGAUUUGGAUUGGGAAUAUCCAAAAUGCUGGCAGGUGGAUUGUACAAAAGGUCCAAGUAGCGAUAAAGAAGGAUUUUCAAAUUUAUUAAUUGAAUUAAGACAGGCAUUUAAUAAUGAAGGAUUUUUACUAUCAGCAGCUGUUUCACCUAAUAAAGCCGUAAUUGAUGAAGGAUAUGACGUACCAGUAUUAUCGAGAACGUUAGAUUGGAUAUCGGUAAUGGCUUACGAUUAUCAUGGUCAAUGGGACAAAAAAACGGGUCACGUAUCUCCAAUGUAUGCGCAUCCAGAUGAUUAUGACAUGAAAUUCAAUUCAAAUUUCACCUUGUACUAUUGGGUAAGUAAAGGUGCAGACCCUCGUAAGUUAGUUAUGGGCAUGCCAACGUACGGACAAUCAUUUUCGUUAGCUACAGCAAAAGAUAACGGAUUGAAUGUUCCAACGUAUGGUGGUGGUGAAGCUGGUGAGGCGACACGAUCACGGGGAUUUUUAGCUUACUACGAAAUUUGCUAUAGAAUAAUAAAACAGAACUGGCGUGUAGUUCAAGAUCCUUUGGAAACAAUGGGCCCAUACGCGUAUAGUGGCGAUCAAUGGGUAUCUUUUGAUGACCAAGAAAUGAUAAGAUAUAAAUCUCAAUUUGUAGUGCGUAAUGAUUUAGGUGGAGCAAUGAUCUGGGCAUUAGAUUUAGAUGAUUUUAAAAAUGUGUGUGGCUGUGAAACGUAUCCUUUAUUAAAAACUAUCAAUCGAGUAUUAGGCCGAAUACCAGAACCUGGCCCCGAUUGCUCUCUAGAUCAAAGUGAAAAUGAUAUUGAAACUAGGAUGUUAAAAAGUUUUAAUCCAGAUGACGCCAAAAUUCUUAUGUCUAACAAAAACCAAAACUGCGAGGAACCAUUAUUAAAAAGUCACCCCGAUGAUUGCAAUAAAUAUUUAAUUUGUCAAUUUGGUGAAAUUCAUGUACAAAGUUGUCCAGAUACUUUAUACUUCAAUAAAGAAAAUCAAUUAUGUGAUUGGCCAAGCAGCGUUAACUGCACUAUGAAUACAUUAAGUUGAAAGUUGAAUGUAAGAGUUUAAUGAGAUUUAAUUAUCAAGACUGAAUUUAUAUCACAUAUUGACUUAUGAAAUACUUAACUAUUGUUUAAUGGAAAUUUGUAAAAAAAUUAAUGUAUUUUAUUCAUUUUAUCUAUUUGGCCAUAUUUAUUAGGUUUAUUUUUCAAAAAGUUUUUAAGAUAAUUUUAACCUAUUUUCAUUUUAUUGCUGGAAUAUUAGUGAAGUAUGUACAUGAACUCUGUAUAACUAUAUGUUAGUUAUUAU